CGUGCAGCUGCUGUAUUUGGCUGGUGGGCAGGCACUGUGGACGUGUCCGGCGGGCAGUGGGGGCGUGGGAGAACAGUCUGUGGUGCUGGAAGCGUGCAGUAUUGAUCAAGUUUACCGACUUUUAUGAAAACGAGUUAAAGUUGCCAUGAAAAUGUCUUUAUUUCCUCUCUAAUUCAGCAUCCGUUCACUAUAAGAGAUUCAGUGAUAUGAUUUAGCAGGUCACAACAACGGGAUCAGAUGGCGCUGCUUAUCAUAGACGUGUUCGUUGGUGGCACAGUUGAGAUGCAACAGAAAGAACACUUCAGUCUGGAUGCACGAGGUGACAUCACCGGCAGCACGGUGUACCAUGGAGGAAAUUAAAAAAGUAGAGAGAGGAUGGUGAAUAGGAGUGAGAGUGGCGGGAAAGACUAAUAGUUACAGGAGGGAAUAAGGAAGAAACUGAAAGUGACGUCAUUGGCCGAGAGGGAAAUAGGAAAGCAUCUCGGCGAUGAGUCGCAGUAUACUUUCUGCCUCAAGUUUCACCAGCUCGAUUCCUCAUGGCCGCCAUGUCUUUUGUUGGUCCGAUGGCGUGCACACGAGCAGUAGUGGUGGUGUUGGGGAGCCUCCUCGCCUUCACACAGACGGAGGUGGAGGCUGGGGUGGCGCAUGCCCAGGUGUUCUCAUCCAGGAGUGGCGCAGCGCAGAGCCAGGUCACGGAGCCAGACGGUACUAUCAAAGGAGAGUGUGCGUACUUAGACCCUGAAGGAAACUCUGUCAAAAUCAGUUACAGACAAUCUCCCGGCGGCCAAAUAGAGGCGGAGUCAGAUCCCCCUCAGCAGAACGCCGCCGCUGCUCUGGAGACGUGCAGGAGAGCCGCUGAUGCCGCCGCCAAGGUCGCUCAGGACUCUAUCCAGGAAACGCAGGAGCAGCUUUUCCAUUCCUUGCCGAGUUUCUUCCACCUGCCUUCACCCUCUCUCCUGCAUCCUGCCAGACUGCUGCACUUCUAGCACCAGCACCAGGAAAAUAAUCUUCCGGCAGCAACAAGAACUCCAGCAGCAGAUCUUCCGUCAGAACCAAGCCUUCCAGCAAGCCUUCCAGUUUCCCAAGUUCUUCGCUUUCCCACCGCAGUUCCCCUUUGGCCAUAACUUCUAAGGGACUCACGCGCCUUCUUUCUCCGCCCACUGCUUCGGCAGUAGCUUGUUGCUUCCCGCACGAAAAAGUAACUGACGCAGAGGAGUUUGUACUCGUGAAGAUGCAUAAAAGAAACCCUUCACUAAUAACAGUAUUCUUUACAUUAUAACAGGAUGAAGUGCUGUAUAUUCAAAUAGGUAUUAUUAAAUAUUAUGUUAUGGUUGUAUUUUCAAGGCCCAGUAUGCCUAUCUACGUGUAUCAUCUUAACCUUGGAAGCAAGCAUACACAUAGUACUGCUAUCAAUGUAAGCUCUCUGGAUCUUUAAAAACCUAUGUGUAUGUCUUGAAUUCGUAUCUUAUCUCAGUAUACACGGAUCUUGCAGAGGCUGUGCAUCUUUACUGUGUAUUUUGUAUUUCGUGAGUAAUUAUUCUCUUUUGUUAUACUUUCUCUGGAUCUUUAAAAAGUUACAUUUCGUGAGGAUAUAUUCUGCCUCAUUACACGCUCCUUACAUUUUAAAAUGUAUGUUUUGAGCACUCAUGGCAGUUUGCACUCUUUACGCUAUAUGGAACUUUAAGCUGUAUGUACCAAGUGUUAACUGUGUUAUUACACUCGUACAUCUUUUGGAUCUUUAAGAAAUUGUAUCUGGAAUAUUUAUCCUCAUUUACGCUCUUUGAGUCUUUCUUUGUUAUAUGUGUCAAGUAUUCUCAGUUUGCCAUCGUUGGAUCUUUAAGGUCUAUGCUCCAUACAGCUAUCUGAUCUUAGUUGCUUCGUGUUUGGUGGAUGUUUAAAGAGCUGCCUUCCAAGAGUACCCUCCUCACCAGGGCAAGAUGAGCUACAUUGGUUUCAUUGAUUGAGUUAAUAGCGCAGCAAACUGAGGUCACGUGGUAUCGCGUGUUACACUGGGAGCCACAAUGAUUGACUUAAUUGUGCCGCAGUUACGUGGGAGUUGCACUGGGAGCCACAAAACAACAUAACACGUACACAUGUUACAUUUUCAAGGCUCCAGAGAGAGAGAGAGAGAGAGAGAGAGAGAGAUGGGGGAAAGACACUCCUUUAUUACAUUCUUAAAAAAAAAAAAAAAAAUGAGAAACUCUUCUUUCAUUAAUUAAGCCUUACUGUAUAUGCAAGAACGGACUUCUGGGAGCACAGGAGUUUAAAGGGGCUGCAAAGUACGUGGCAUUGGGAUGCAAUUGAAAGUAUAGCGGAAGAAUAUAACUAGAAGUGAACGUCGUAAAUUUGAUUGUCUUCAAGUCCACUUUCAUGACAUGUUAUAAUACUGACAUGAGAAAGACGGACAGCAGAAGACGCGUUUACCUUUGAUUUUAUGGUAAGCAACGCUUACCAUAAACGGUAAUUUAUAUCCAUAAUGCAUACAUAAUUUCAGUAGAUUUCUUUUAGGUGAUUUUUUUUUUUUUUUUCUUUCUUUCUUUCAUGAAACUUAGAAAAAUCAGUAUCAGUUCGGUGAUAAUUGUUCUUUCAUUUUCAGGUAAUACUUUAAUUCCAUUAUCUAAGUAAAUGCCGUUACAAGUGUGGCGUAGGCUUUUCUUUAUUGUUAUUUUAGGAUGGAAUGAUCGGAAGGCUCUGCCUUAAUUCGUGUAUGUGGUGGUGGUGAUGGGCUGGACAUUGUACGAAAUGGACAAACAGUUGUUAAGAGUUAAGAUUCAGCUUCAGAUAUGGUGUGAGUUGAUAUCAAAAUUCUUGCUUUGUAUUUGUUUGAUUACACGUUCAUUACUGCA
This is a messenger RNA of Scylla paramamosain (green mud crab), 2846 nucleotides long. RefSeq lists its product as uncharacterized. The transcript is spliced from 5 exons. NCBI's taxonomy places the organism in Eukaryota, Metazoa, Arthropoda, Malacostraca, Decapoda, Portunidae. The record is from RefSeq and is a predicted model, not a curated record. Bases 537 to 986 code for a protein of 149 amino acids.